AUGUUUCCUCAAGUGUAUCCGCCAAGACCAAAUAUUUCCCCUGCCUUGUUGCUUUAUAACUGUUUUGACGAUGAUGGGUCCAUCUUCAGUUUUGUAGAUCCAAUGCAUAACGAGAAGUACUCCAUGAAAAAGGAUCUUAGUUCUGAACAUUUGCUUCUGGCGGGUGCUACAAUCCGUUUCUCUAAGUAUGGCUGGCUCUUACUAAUUUCGAAAGACAUGAAAACUCCAUUCUUCUACAAUCCCUUGACGAAGGUGAUCAUCCGGCUUCCUAAUUUUCCAGAUGUAGGCCACAUGUUAUACUUAAGUGGCAUGUCAUUCUCGUCUUCACCUACUAGUCCAGAUUGUGCAGUUUUUGCAAUCCAACCUAUGAAACGCAACGCAAUCUCAAUCUAUGCAAUUAAAAGAGGAAGUUGUGCAUAUUGGAGGUAUCGUGUACUUCGAAACUUAGAUGGCUCUUUUGUGCCAUGUUUCAACAAUCCUGUUUUCUUCCGCAUGGAGUUCUUCUGCUUAGAUUAUUCGGGAACAUUAGGACGGUGUGUUAUAGAUGAUGAAGACAGCAACAACGGACUGCAUUGGGGAGUUUCCAGUAAGCCUUUAAAACAGUUUAACGAUGCAUUUCCAAGUUACUUGGUAGAGUGUGACGGGAAUCUUUUACUAGUGAAUGUUGGGCCUGUCGGAGAAACGGUCGGGGUAUUUAAUUUAGACUGGACCAAUAAGGUUUGGGCUAAAAUUGAAAGUUUGGGAAGACAUAUGUUGUUCAUCAGUAAUACCUCUAGCUUCUCGGCAAUUGCUCCCCCAAAUAGUCAAAUGGAGAACAAAGUCUACUUUCCUAGAUUACAUAAAGAUGGGAGAGGCUUAUUAUUUUAUUCUCUUGACACAGGUAUGUAUAACUACUCUAUCAAUGAGAUUCAUGCACAACAAAAGAGUAUUGAUGAUCCUGCUGCUCCUGCAUCUGCUACCAACUUCUACGAUACAAAGGAGAUGUGCAACUGCACUUGGAUUGAACCCGACUGGUCACAAGGAAAUUCACCUACAGAUGAUCCAGAUCACCUUUGGUUGGCUUAG
This is a messenger RNA of Papaver somniferum (opium poppy), 1065 nucleotides long. RefSeq names its product F-box/kelch-repeat protein At1g57790-like. Bases 1 to 1065 code for a protein of 354 amino acids. The record is from RefSeq and is a predicted model, not a curated record. The transcript has a single exon. NCBI's taxonomy places the organism in Eukaryota, Viridiplantae, Streptophyta, Magnoliopsida, Ranunculales, Papaveraceae.